Messenger RNA from Paraphaeosphaeria sporulosa, 3417 nucleotides. RefSeq lists its product as uncharacterized. Gene Ontology annotation, biological process: phosphorelay signal transduction system; phosphorylation. Lineage: Eukaryota; Fungi; Ascomycota; Dothideomycetes; Pleosporales; Didymosphaeriaceae. The record is from RefSeq and is a predicted model, not a curated record. The transcript has 9 exons. Bases 1 to 3417 code for a protein of 1138 amino acids. Gene Ontology annotation, molecular function: phosphorelay sensor kinase activity.
AUGCGCACUUCAGAAAGUGGUCCGCGGUGUCUGCGCGGCAUCGGGCCGCUGGAUUUGAUCGAUCAUGACCCCAGACCGACAUUUGUGAUCGACAACCAGGAGAGUGACGAAACAGGGACACCCGUGCCUUGUCACUGGAAUUCCGCCUUUUUAGAGUUCGACUCUGGACAGACUUUAAAUGCUUUGCUGAAGCACGCCCUUGCACAUGCCAUUACGAUCGCAGCUAUCGCGCCCAAUGGCUUUGCGGACUUCAAAAACUGGAUUGCCGGCAACGACGAAAGUGCGACCAGAUCGUACGUUUAUUGCAACUGCACCUGGAUCAAGAUAAAUGUUUCAAAGCAAUGGACAGUUAUCAGUCGAUUGUUGACCAACAACGCUACUACCACCAGCAAGCCUACGUCCAGUCAACCAGGAGGUGCUGUGCUGAAGCUGUCCCCUCAGUGCAAGACCACGACUUUUGACUGGACCUACCCGGCGCCACCAGAAAGAAUGACGAGUCAUGUCGCUUGGGCACGCAGCAUCGACUGGGCCAGCACAUCUUUGGGUCCUAUGAAUGAAUGGUCGCCGCAGCUCAGGAGUAUUGCCACUCUUGUAAUGCAAGACGCUCGACCUGCCGUUGUGUUUUGCGGAGCCGACCUCAUCAUGAUCUACAAUGAGGCUUACAUUGAACUGCUAGGAGGAUUCCAUCCCUGCAUGGGAGUCAGUGCUCGCGUUGCACUUGAAUCAGUUUGGGGCCAUUACUUUGAGCCUUUGAUAGCACGAAACCUCGCAGGCGAAACGAUCGAAGGAACAAACAACCCUAUUCAAAUGGAGCGCAACGGAUUCAUGGAAGAAUCGUACUUUUCUUGGAGUUUCAUACCCAUCUUCAAUUCUGAAGGCGUGACCAUCGCUCAUUACGAACCUCUCGUGGAAACAACAAGGGAGGUCAUUGCAGAGCGAAGAGCAAAUACAAUCUUGCAACUCAGCGAGGAGGUACCGCGAGCACGCAACUUAGAAGCAUACUGGUGCAGCGCGAUCGAGGUCUUGUCUCACAAUACCAAAGACAUCCCAUUCGCAGUCUUAUACUCGGCUGAAGCCCUACUCGAAUCCAGCUCUUGUUCUAGCACGGCAGAGAAAUUCGAUGAGAGUCAGGAGUUUACGCUGCGUGGAUUUUUUGGUUUGCCUAGAGAUUCUCCUGCUGCCGUUUCCCAACUUGAUUUCCACCAAAACGAAGGAUUUAUGCCAUAUUUUCGGGAGGCAUCAGCUGCGCGUGGCCCAGUUCGAGUCGAUCUUGAGCCCGGCUCUCCAGCGCACGAACUUGUGCGUGGCGUGGAUUGGAAGGGUUAUGGCGAUCCCUGCCGAGGAGCAGUGGUUUGUCCAAUAACUCCUACAUCCUCAAAAGAUAAUGUCUUAGGCUACAUGGUUCUUGGGCUCAACCCUCGCCGUCCCUACGAUGAAGACUACCGCCACUUCAUCAUGGUCGCAAGCCGUCUCCUCUCUACCUCUUUAACAUCAAUACUGCUGCAUGAAGAUGAAAUACAUCGCCGCGAACGCGCGAUUGAGAACGCCGAAAUGAUGAAAGCAGAGCUCAAACGGCAACUCAUCGCUACACAAAAAGAGGUUGAGCGUAACGCCAUGAAGUUUCAGCGGUUUGCUGAGCGCGCAGACGUGGGUAUAUUCAUUGUCGGUCUGGAUGGUGUAUACUCUUACCGCAAUGAUACUUGGUGGAGAAUGCUGGACCCUGAAUACCAAUAUCGUGAUGUAGAUCUCACAGAUGCAUGGGACGCUCUUAUUGACGAAGAGUUCAUUCAACCCGGUAAAGAAAAAUUUCAGACACUAAUUGAAACGAAACAGCACCAAACCUGGGAGCUCAAGAUCAAGAAGACCUGGACUGUAGACAGCCAGAACAUAGAGGGAUCCUGGCCAAAUGAAGAGCCUCGAUGGAUUUUGCAAAAGUUUGGGGAGAAGUUACAAGCUACACAAGCCCUCCAUGCGCAGGAAUCGAAACGGAAGCUGGAGAAUUUCAUCGAUACUACGUCGCACGAAAUGAGGAAUCCGCUAUCAGCGAUCGUCCAAUGUGCCGAUAGCAUUAUCUCUUCCCACAAAGCCUUCCAGGAAUCUCCAGACUACCAAGCUACAUACAAAAACAUUCUUGAUAGCGCUGUUGAGGCGGCGGACACCAUCGUUCAAUGCUCAAAGCACAUGAAAACAAUCGUGGAUGAUGUCCUCACAAUGUCGAAGCUGGAUUCUGGACUCUUUGUUAUGACCCCAGUCGAUGUACCACUCCAGUCAAUCGCCCGUGAUGCGGUUAAAAUGUUUGAGGGUGAAGCUAAGGCUGCUGCCGUUGCACUUGAAUAUCACCCUGAGGAUUCCUGCAGUAAGAUAAAUAUCGAAUACGUGUCUUUGGAUCCGACGCGAGUUCUUCAAAUUCUGAUUAAUCUCAUCACCAACGCCAUCAAAUUCACACGGCUAGAGAAGACGCGUCAUAUCAGUGUGAGGCUAGGAGUGUGCACCGAACCACCACUCCAGGGGUUUGAUGAACGUGUCAAGUUUCAUCGUACCCCUGGGGCAGAAGAAUCGAAAGCAUUACGAAUGGACUGGGAAAAGGGAGAAGUCGUAUAUAUCAUCUUCUCCGUACACGACACAGGCCGUGGAUUAAGUGAUGCCGAACACGAGCUACUCUUCGCGCGCUUCUCGCAAGCUUCUCCGCGAACUCAUAUCGAUUAUGGUGGAUCAGGUCUCGGUCUCUUCAUCUCACGCCGGCUCACCGAACUUCAUGGGGGGGCCAUAAGUUUUACCUCGAAAGUCAAAGUCGGCAGCACAUUCUCCUUCUACGUGAAAUGUCGCAAAGCCUCCCCACCCUCACCCAUGGACAAAUCUGCGACCAGCCUCAGCGUGCGCGCACAGUCCACCGUUCUAGCUAAUCGCUCUCGGGAUGUUAACGACAAGCCUCCAGCUCUGGGUCGUAAGCUAAGCGAAAGCAAAGAAGAAAAUGCCCUUAUUAAAGUUCUGAUAGUAGAGGACAACCUCGUGAACCAGCGGGUGCUAGCGAAACAAUUAAAGAUCAUCGGAAUGCACGUUGCGGUCGCCAAUCAUGGGAUAGAGGCUCUCGAAUACCUCCGCAAAACCAAGUACUGCAUUCCUGACGAAGGGACCCCUGCACAAGAGUUAUCGUUGAUACUGAUGGACUGGGAGAUGCCAGUCAUGGACGGUCUGACGUGUGUGCGCGAGAUUCGCAAGCUACAGGCUAGAGGGAUCGUGAAGGGACAUAUUCCCGUCAUUGCGGUGACAGCCAACGUGAGGAGCGAGCAAGUGGCGGAGGCCCUGGAGGCAGGCAUGGACGACGUCAUCAGUAAGCCGUUCCGUAUCCCUGAAUUGUGCGCCUGCAUGCACAAAAAUAUCGUCGCCGUAAAUGGUAAAUGGGGAGACGAGGCGUAA